UGCUUUUGUUCCCUUACCAAACUUUACUCAUCCACUACUCUUCCUCCUUCAGAGAGACUCACUGAACCAUGUCACCAAAUCAUCCAUUCCUUGUUUUUCUCUCACUUGCCCUCAUCUUCUUUCCCCUUUUCUCUUCUCUACCCGACCCGCACCCGGACCCCGCGACGAUCCAGCCAUUCCUACUAAAUUCAUCACCACCCGCCACAAUCCCAGCAUUCCCAGAGCAAUCCAACAUAGCCGGAUGCCCAUUAGAUCUCCCGGACGAGCUCUUCCGCGCCAUAAAAGGCGCGUGUGGCACCAAUGGCGGAAAAACCCAUCUCAAACGCAACCGGUGCUGCCCAGUUCUGGCUUCAUGGCUGUAUUCCGCCUACUCAGCCACCGCACUCGGCGGGGCGGGUAGAGUAGGCCCGGCAGUUGCUGGUCACACCCAAUCUUAUGACAUGCCUCUGCUUCCAGAUGAUUCUGAGACGUGUGUGGAUAAUUUGGGGAAGGCAUUGAGUGAUAAAGGUGUUGACUUGGUUAGGCCUAAUGAGACUUGUGAUGUGAUGUAUUGUUAUUGUGGAAUCAGAUUGCACCCAUUGAGUUGUCCUGAAGCUUUUUCUGUGAACCAGAGAGGGAAAUUGGUUGGGGAUAAGAGUGUGAAGAGAUUGGAGAGGGAUUGCUUGAGUAGUAGCACCAAUGUUGAUGAAUUGCCAGGUCUUGGUGGCUGUUCUAAGUGCUUGAACAGCCUCUACAAGCUUAACAGCAACAAGACUUCAACUUCAAGCAAAUUGGAGGACAGGACCUCUAAAAUGCAGAAUAAAGAUUGCCAACUCAUGGGUCUCACUUGGCUCCUCUCAAAGAAUCGAACAGCUUACAUUCACACUGUUUCAACAGUUGUACGCGCGAUUAUGAUGAGCAACGAUGGAUCCAAUCCUCGGUCCUGCACUCUGGACAGCGAUGGAAUGCCCUUGGCCGUCGAUUCCUCAGAAUUCUCUGAUCGCUCAUCUUCAAAAAGAACCGUGGUUUACAGCUCUGUUUUGGUCUCCAUUGUGUCACUAUGCUUGUCAUAUAUGCGCUUCAUCCUAUAGGAGAUAAAGAGUACCCAAAAAAUCUUUCAAAUGUAACAACUCCAAGUCCAAGUCCUGUUUUGUAUCGUUUGUUUGAUUGAUUAGGGUUUGUGGAGAAGGUGUUGGGAUUGUGUAUGACGUGGGUCUCCAUGGCAUGGCAUGUGCCGUAGAGUCAGAGUAAUGCUUUGUCUUGGAGAAACAAUGUUUGUGGUGUUUUUGGUUUAGCUUGUUGGGUGGCAUUGUGUGUUGGAGAGGCCUCCAUGACAGUUGUGUUAUCACGAGAACAUCUCACAAACAAAAUUUUAUUUUAUUUUUAACAAA
Tripterygium wilfordii is the source of this 1370-nucleotide messenger RNA. RefSeq lists its product as uncharacterized. The record is from RefSeq and is a predicted model, not a curated record. The transcript is spliced from 2 exons. The coding region runs from base 69 to 1070 and encodes 333 amino acids. Lineage: Eukaryota; Viridiplantae; Streptophyta; Magnoliopsida; Celastrales; Celastraceae.